UUGUCCUUGCACUUCUUCGGGUGGACGCGGGCUCUCCAGAAUCCUCUUCAUCUUCUGGACACGCUCACCGAACAGAAACAGAGACAAGGGAACAAAACAAAAUAGCAAUACAGAAUAGAAAAGGGGGUAGGAUAUAUAUAUAAAAAAAUCAUAGGAAAACAAAAUAGAGAGACGACAAAAAACAAAACUACAGAGAGAAAAAAGGGAAGAGUUACAUUAGCUUAUCGUUCAACCACCACCACCACCGCCGCCGUCAUGUCCACCGAAAGGCUCCUGACCACUGUGCUCUCCUCCGUGUUCUUCCUGGCCCUGGCAAGCAAGUGUGUGGCCGUGCCGGAGGAGGGCAACCACGCCGGCCCCCCGCCCCCCCGCGAGCCUCCCCACGACCCCCACGCCGACAAAGGGAGUGAAGAGUCGUGGGAGGUUGCUGCUACUGGCGGAGAGAACGACCAGCACGACCACCACGACCAUCCCCUCGACCACUCCCUCGAAAACCACCACCUUGCCAAGCGGUUCAUAUGGACUCUCACUCAGGAACCUUACUUCUACGAGAAAUAUGGAGGCGGUGAGGGCGGGGAGGUCGGCCGCGUGGGAGGACAGCUGGGCAUGGGUCGCGUGGACUCCGGCCCGCCCAUGAACCCUGAGACUCUCCUGCCCCAAGCCAUGCCCCUGAGGAACCCCAGCACCUCCUCCCUCCACAAGCGCCUCUACCCACGUUUCUACCAGGCCUAUGUGUCCAAGCACCCAAGUUUCAACCGCGUGGCCAGCCCCGUCGGUGAGCACAAGAGGUUUCCGCCCUUCCACCCGCUGGCUCGCUUCCGUGGCCUGUCCCCCGGUGGCUCCUCCUCCGCCUACCGCCACGACUACGCUUCCUUCGCCGACCACAACGGACACCGCCUUCCCACAGCCCCUAACGCCCAACCCUCCCUCAAGUACGAGUCUCCCAUGCUAGAAGACGAGGAGGAGGAGGAGGAAGAGGAGGGCGAGGAGGAGAAGCCUGUCAGGGUCGGCGAACUUCUGCAUCUGCUCAAGUCCAUCGCCGGAGACCGCGGGCUGUCCGGCCACACCAAGAGCUUCCGCUUCGGCAUCAGCAGGAGGAAGUGAGGAGCAGGAGACAGCAGAGGAGGAUGCAGGGAGGGCGGAAGGGAGGAUGAACUGAGAGAGAAAGACGGCAGAACGGGAAGAAGAGAGGGAGGGAAGGAGGGAAUCGAAAUAAAGAAAAGGGAGUGACAAGGGAGACAGGAAAGAAAAUAAUUAGUAAUGAUAUGGAGUUAGGAAGGAUGGAUUAAGAAAAGGGAGAAAGAAGAAAAGGAAGGACAUUAGGGAGAGAGGGAAGGAGGGAAUAGUGAGGCGUAAGGGAGGGAGAAAACGAUAAGGUAAGGGAGAAAGGAAGGAAUAAUGUUAGUAGUUAUAAGGAAGGUGGAAAGGGAGGGAUGGAAGAGGCUGAGGAAUAGGAGGAAUGUAGGAGAGUAUGUUCUUGAGUUACAGCAUUGGAAAAUUGUUGAUAUCAAAAUAAUAAUCAUGAUAUAGUAGGCGUUCCCGUAUACCCAACUCAGGCCAGCAAUUUUGACAUGUUUCUGGGGGUUCUAGACGGCAUCAUAGGUUUAUGGUGGGUGGAGGAGGGUGGCGAGCGAAGCGAGUAUGUGCAAUUUUGGAAUUAUAAAAAAAAAACCACUCAAGGGCAUUUUGAGGCCGAUAUAGAAAACAUUGGGUGGCUAUAGCCCCCCUUGCCCCUCCGAAAUCACGGUCCUGUAACUAGCCAAUCAUGUAUACAAACACACAUACAUAUAUACAUACAUACAAACACACACAACGGCAGUAUAUUUGGCCAUUGUCAAAUCUAGUCAAUUUAUGAUAUUUGCUUAACAACAGCAACAUAUACAUCAACAAAGCAACAGCACAUACAUACGGACUUCUCACCGUUCCCUCAAGUCUCGUCAGAAAGACAGAAUUACACAUUAUAGACUUACAUAACAGAAUUACACAUUACAGACUUACAUAGCAGAAUUACACAUUACAGACUUACAUAACAGAAUUACACAUUACAGACAAUUACAUAACAUAAUUACACAUGAAACUCAUCAUUACUCACUUAGAUCAACCCCGUAUGGCUUGUAGAGUAAAAGAGAAAGCAGGGCAGCAAGCACCGGGUAGUGGAUUUCAAGGGGCACUGCUGUAAAUGGAAGAGGUAAGACAGUUAUCACAUUAACCCCACCUUCCCCUGACUCCAAAUCGUCUCCCCUCGGCCACGCCACAAGCUCCCCCUAACGGCCUCUCCCUCACUUCCCCUCCCUCCCUCCCCACCCCACCGUCACGUCAAUCAGCUGGUCACUGUUCAGGCUGAGACAGGUUGGUUCCCUUGCCUCCACACGCUGCCUGCCCGACACCUCCCAUCUGUAGCCCGGUGUGUGUCAAGGAGUCUAUAGAAUCCUUGUUUAUCUAUCAUUUUGCAGCAGAGAGAGAUACGUGCGCUUGGGAAAUGCUGUCUAUAUGUAUACUUCAUUCACCCAAUAAACGAGUCAACUUUA
This is a messenger RNA of Eriocheir sinensis (Chinese mitten crab), 2528 nucleotides long. RefSeq lists its product as uncharacterized. The coding region runs from base 256 to 1104 and encodes 282 amino acids. The transcript is spliced from 6 exons. The record is from RefSeq and is a predicted model, not a curated record. Lineage: Eukaryota; Metazoa; Arthropoda; Malacostraca; Decapoda; Varunidae.